Molecule: messenger RNA, 2492 nt
Organism: Phialemonium atrogriseum
Lineage: Eukaryota; Fungi; Ascomycota; Sordariomycetes; Cephalothecales; Cephalothecaceae
Product: C6 transcription factor
Exons: 9
Coding region: 127-2340 (737 amino acids)
Biological process (GO): DNA-templated transcription; positive regulation of transcription from RNA polymerase II promoter by galactose
Cellular component (GO): nucleus
Molecular function (GO): RNA polymerase II cis-regulatory region sequence-specific DNA binding; DNA-binding transcription factor activity, RNA polymerase II-specific; zinc ion binding
Source: RefSeq, a predicted model, not a curated record
CAUUUUCUAUCCUGUUUCUGUUUCCACGAGGCCUUCUAAUCUUCGCCACCCAAACAUCCCAACAUCGGCACACCGGCGGGCAGACUGUUAUGAUUUCGCUAUCGUCUGUUCCUAGUCUUCCGAUUAAUGGAUGAUUGCGCAAUGGAAUGCACCAGUCGUCCACUAACCAAGCGGGAUAGAGCCGCUGUAGCCUGCAACACUUGCCGCCAGACGAAGUCGAAAUGCGAUAGCAACAGGCCUGCCUGUGGCCGCUGCGCAAGGCAGAAUAUCGAAUGCAUUUACUCACAAAACGUUCGGGAUAAGAGAAUGGAGCGCCAGGAAGAACGAAAGGCUCGCUGGGCACUGAAGAACAGGGUCAAUGAGCUCGAGGCGCAGCUGGCUGCUGUCUCCACGACCACUGGGCAGACGAUGGAUUCAAACGUCACCUUCGGCGGUCACGGGCCAAAGGAGAAAACAUCACCUGCUCAGAUGAGCAAUGGUGGCGUUUCGGACGCUGGAAGCCACAGCACGAAUACCGAAUCGGCCAUAGACAUCAUAGCCACUGGUGCCUUUGAUCAGAGGCCGGCAGCUGAUAUCGGCUACUUUGGCCCGAGUUCCAACCAUGCAUUGUUUCGGUCAUUGACACAUGCCAUUGCAAACUCCGGGCAUCGUGGCGCGCUUCUCUCUCAUGAGAGUGAAAGACAAACCCCGAUCAACGAAGGUCCCGGUCGGACGCCCGUGCCACAGACGUCCUCGGACCUGGACCACCAUCCAACUACGCAAGAAAACCAGGAUAUGUUACCCGGGCCCCUAGCUUCUAUCCAGUGGAUAACGAGAUUCUCGGACACGGUUGGUGCUGUGUUACCAUACGUCAAUGAAUCCGCUCUGUUGAGGGAGGUGGAUACGACGGGGGCGCGGGCGCGGCCCGACAACGGCAGGCUACGUUCGCGAUCUGUUCAGGCGUUGCUUAAUAUUGUCUUCGCUCACGCAUUAUCUACAACCGAUGCUGGCCCGGCAGAGCCUUUCUACCACCGGGCCCUGGCAUUGCUUUUAGCAGACGAGCAAACAGUGUGCAAUUCGAAUCUAGAGACGGUCCAAGCAUUGCUUCUCUUAGGAAGCUUCCAGCAAAAUAGCCAACGGGCGAUGGCUAGCUUCACGUCACAUUCCCUCGCAGUCAAGACUUCAUACCAGCUUGGACUUCAUUCCCCGUCUUCUUAUGAGGGUCUUGGCACGCUGGAAAAGGAGCUCCGUGCAAAAGUCUGGUUGGCUGUAGUGAACCAAGACAGGAUUCUGAGUGCUGCCUUGGGUCGACCAUGUCUGAUUCCACUACAACACGUUCGAACCGAGAUUGCAGACAGUCUGGUCCUGAUGCAUCAUACGAGGACUGUCACAAUGCCGUCCUCUAUGGAGAACUUGGUUUGCUUCCGCCACCUCAUAUCGUUACACGAGAUCAUGGGAAUUUCUAUAGAUUCCAUCUACGGCUGUAACAUUGGCUCGCCAUCCGACUUGGCACCGGGAGAUCUGAUUGCAAAAACCAUAGAGCUCCUAUCACGACUGGGGCAAUGGCGCGACGGCAUCAGUCCUUUCGGCAUUCUGAGUCAGAAAUCCGACCUGAAUACAUGGUGUGCCUCGAAAUUCCACACCGAGCGAUAUAUGUUACUUCUGUCUAUUUACUACUACAAGACUGUCAUGCUAGCGAGUGGCCCUGUGCUGAUAGCCGUCUUGGAACGAGCCGUAGACCCUGCGGCCGACGGUGCCGCGGUUGGGAUAUUACAAGACGCCUCUGCGUCUGUCCUAAAGAGCGAUCUGCAGGCACUUAAAGAGUUCCAGCGAAUCAUCCGCGGCAUCUUACAACACGACAGACCUUUCUUCAAACGCAACGCGGUAUGGUGGGUGUGCAAUUUUACAGCUUUCACGAUGUGCUUGCACCUAUUUGCCUUAUGGAUGACCUCUAUACUCUCGGCAACGAUGCCAUCGGCUCUUGGCCUCACAAGCUCCGAGGCAGAAUCCUUGCUGCUCGAAGGCCUCGAGACUCUGAAAUCUAUUGGAGGUUCCAGCAUAAUGAGUUUCAAAGCCCACCGUUGCCUGACUCGGUAUAUUCAGCUUUCGAGAGUAAUUGCGUCCAACACAAGGAGGCAGAACAGCAUAGCUGGGUCUGUUGGAUCAGAAAUCUUUCACGAUCUACAACAAAGUCUCUUGCCGAAUGAGUCAUUCCUCCGGGAUAGCUUCCCAGACUUCACUAUGACCUCCGUCGAUGAUCUCUUUUGCCAGCUCGGCGACAAUGAUUUCUUGAGUGCUGGUGGGUUCGGUGUGGAACACCAGAUCAACAAUCUCGAUGUAGGGGGUUUUAUGUACCAAUAGUGCUAUCUAAGGGCGUUAAGAUGAGAAGAUGCUGAAUUUAUAGGCAGGAAGCGUUUGGGAAAUAAUUACAGGAUGAUUGAGAUAUUGUGGACGACACGAGGGUCAUAGACAUAUCUGCUCAUUUAAGAUCUAAGCCAGACUUCUAUACAGCU